CACAGGGAAAGAGCAGUAGGAGCUGCGCUCCCAGCGUUCUUGGCGCGCGAGGGACUUCCGGGAGCGGAGCUAAGCGAGGUAUAUUUGGAAUGUCAAACUGUGGCUGCGUCUUCACUGGAAAAAAGUGUGUUCAUACCUCAAGGGAAAAUGCUAGCGAAGACAAGGCAGUUUGUUGUUUUCACACCAGUUAGCAAGUGGAGGUCAUGAUGUCAGAGCUGAGUGAUGAAGCCAGCGAAUCGGAGCUCCUGAACCGCAGCCUGUCCAUGUGGCAUGGGGUAGGCCAGAUGAUGUGUCGAGAAGAGCUGGAUGUUCCACUGGACCUACACACAGCAUCCUCCAUUGGCCAGUAUGAGGUGGUGCAGGAGUGUAUUCAGCGUGGGGAACUGGAUUUAAAUAAGAGAAACUGUGGUGGCUGGACCCCGCUGAUGUACGCUUCAUACAUCGGGCACGAUACCAUCGUGCAUCUGCUGCUGGAGGCGGGAGUGAAUGUGAACGUCCCGACGCCGGAAGGGCAGACCCCACUCAUGCUGGCCUCCAGUUGUGGCAAUGAGAGUGUUGCCUACUUCCUCCUCCAGCAAGGCGCAGAGCUGGAGAUGAAGGACAUUCAUGGCUGGACUGCCCUCUUCCACUGCACCAGUGCUGGACACCAGCAGAUGGUCAAAUUCUUACUGGACAAUGGGGCGAACGCCAACUGCAAGGAGCCUGUGUAUGGAUAUACACCUCUGAUGGAAGCAGCUGCCUCUGGCCAUGAGAUAAUUGUCCAGUAUCUUCUCAAUCAUGGCGUGAAGGUGGAUGUGAGAGAGAACACGGGAGCCACAGCACGGGCUCUGGCCAUGAAGUAUGGACACAUGAAGAUCGUGGGGCUGAUGGACCUACACGCAGCCCCCGUGCCCAAAGUCUUCUGCAGGGGCCCAGGAAAAUACUGUGAAGAUCUGAGCUCCUCAGAUGAAUCGUGCUCUACUCCCCAGAGACAGAGACCAGUCCGUAAGACCAAGGGCCCCAGUAUCCAUGAGGGGCCCCAAGCUUUGGCUAAGAUAACAGCUGUCGGAAUUGCAGGGAAGAAGCAGUCUCGCUGUGAGCAGGUCCCUCCGCAGGGCUACGUUACGUUCAGUGACAAUGGCAGCUUUGAAGGGGAGGAUCUACGGUUCCGGGAUGUCACCUCUCCAAUCAACGAGCAAGACGUGGAAAGUAGCAGCAGCAGGGAAGAGAAUGCUUUCUUCACCAACAACUUGGACACCAUCAGGAGCAGCAGCAGCAGCAGCGAGUGUCUGCCCAAAGCCCUGGGGGUCAGCAGUGAGGGCUCCCUGGAGAGCAAUGAGGACUCUGACCAUGCGGAAAAGCUCUGUAGUCGGAAACAGGCUAAAAGCUACGUAAAGAUCAAGACCCGGUACAGCAACAGUGACAGCCAGUGGUUUCAGAGCCCAGGCAAAGCUGGGAUGUCUAGUCAGCACUGUAUGCUCCCUAACCCAGAGGCCGCCACCUACACAGGACCCCAGGGAUGGAUCUCCCGACUGUGGCAUCUUUUUCUGCUGUUUCAAGACUUGGAGCUGAAGUCUGGCAGAUUCCUGUUGCAUCUGGACCUGGCAACAUUCCUGGAGCAGAUCGGGUGUCUGAAGUACCUCCAGGUGUUUGAGGAGCAGGACAUCGACCUCCGGAUCUUCCUGACCCUCACAGAAAGUGAUCUCAAGGAAAUAGGCAUCACCCUGUUCGGGCCCAAACGGAAGAUGACCUCUGCCAUUGCUCGAUGGCACAGCAAUGCCAGGCCUCCCAGCGAUGCCCUAGAGCUGGCCUAUGCAGAUCGGCUGGAGGCAGAAAUGCAGGAGAUGGCCAUUCAGCUGCACAAGAGGUGCGAGGAAGUGGAAGUGAUGAAGGGCCAAGUGUCCCAGGAGCAGGAGCUGCGGGCGGUGGUCGAGAGCUGCUUGAUGGAGCGGGACGUGGCUUGGAAUGAUGUCCAGAUCCAGCUGCGAGAGGCCCAGGCCGUCACCAGGGACGCUGGGGUCCUGCUAGAGCAAAUGAAAGCCUGUCAGGCGGAGCUAUGUUCCCGGCUGAAGGAAGGGCACCUGGCUGGCAGGAUGCUGGAGACCAAGGCACGGCUGGGAGCUGGUGAGGGCAGAUGGCCCAAGGGAGAAGGUCUAGAAGGAUGGUCAGUUUCCUUGAAGUCCCUGAGCCUGCCUGAGCUGUCAGCUUUCCUGGAGGAGCGUGUCGGAGAUAUAGGGAAUGCCCUGCAUUCUGUGACUCAGAACCUCGCGCAGCUACAGGCCUCGGAGCGAGGCAAGCAGAGCUGGCCAGAGCCCUAAUGGAGCAGGAUGGAAUUCUGACGUCGGGUGAUGGUUCCACCCGGAAGCUGAGUGCCUGGGAGAACGAGCGCAAGGCUGGUCCGCCAGCACGGCUCCUCUGCUGAGAGCGCCAAGGAGGCAGGCGGGUGCCUGGAGAAGGGGGUCAGCCAGCUGGGGAUGGCGGAGGACGAGGAGUCAAGUGGGCAGGCUGCCUCGGCUGGGCUGAUCUCCAGGUUCCUGUCACAGAUGGUUUGCUUUCCCUGUCCAAGGGUUAGAGUGUUAAGAGCUGAAGCAUCAGGGCUAAUUGGCCUCUAGCUGCCCAUGGAAAGACUGCCUCAGUUUCACUUAAUGCUGCCUGAUAUUUUUACAGAGCCAACCCUUGUCUGUAGCAGUCGGAUUCCCUUAUGCCCCUCCCUGCCACAACCCCUCGUAACUCGUUCCCUCCAUUUGGUCUCUGCCCGCAGGCUGACCCAGCAAACGUGUGACACACAGAGCAAAGGACAGCACAGUGGUGGCUGAUAGGGUGAGAUCCAGUGCUUUGGAAAUGGGAGUGUCCUGCAGUUCAGUGGGCUGAGCCUCCCCUUUGAGACAGGAUCAAACAGCCCCAAGCUGCAGCCCUUGUAGGAUCUGGGUGAUUGAACAUAGUGAGCUCUGCAGCUCUAGCCUGUGGAGAGCUCCCCCUCCUGGCAGCCUGCAACAGUUCAGCUGUUACCGGCUUCUGAGGAGGCAGGAGCUAUGGGAUCACUUGAGUGUCCUAACCGUGCUUCUCUGUUUCAUUAUGGGUGCAGACCCCCCAUUGGCGCUGACUUGGCAGCUGGCCCUGAUCCUUCCCCCAGUCCAUGAAUGCCCACAUUAAACCCCCAGGUUAGCACAUUUCAAAGGCCUUGCUUCUGCCGAGCCAGUGUGCUCCCAGAAGCUUCUGCCGCAGGCAGCAGCUCCUGCUGGUGCAGCACUGGCCCAUUAGGACGAGGGAGCCAGGAGCCACAUGAGAGGAGGGCGUGUGCAGCUCUUGCCUGAUGUGAGUUUAUACUAUCCCCAAGCACUUGUGUGUGAGCUACGUGCUCUGUGCUGCAUGCAGGGCUUGGCCCCGCAAUUGGUGCUAUAAAACCCUCCCCCAGGGUAACACCUGACCGUGAGCACCACAGCCCUCCCCUCAGGUCUGCCCCUGUGUGAAGGCAGUCGCAGGAGACCUUAGCACAGGCGUCUAAGACCAGGAGCCUGUUCCGUGGGGGAUCCUCUCCCCUGGGAACCCAUUAGCUGGCUCCCCACCCUCCCUCAGGCCCUGGCUCCUGUUCUUGUGUCCAAGCCUCUCUCCUUCAGACUCGAGCUUGGCACCUCUGCCCCCAUGAAUGGACUUCAUGCCUGCCAUUUCUAGAUUCCUGCCCUGCCUGCAUGGAGGCUGCUUGUCCCCAAGGCAGCGGGCAGGGCUGCCAUCUUCUCCCUGCACUUUGGGGGAGCAGGAAGGGGCCUCCUGUUUUCUCCAUGGGAUGGGCCUUUGAACCUGCUGCAUGGGAAGGGUUGGAAGAAAGCUCGACCCAAGGUGCUCAGGCUGGGCAUGUUUGGAAAUCUUGGCUUCCAUCUCUUGAGGGUUUUGUGAGGCACCCUUUCUCAUGGCAUCCGUGGGCCUCAGGCAGCUGAGUCCUGCUCUCCUCUGGGCCACGGGCAGCCAGGCACUAGGCAUUGUGUUCUCCUUGUGCUUCUCCAACCUCCUUUGCCAUCUCCUCCCACUGGGAGGUCCCCUGCCGGGCUGCUCAUCCCUUCAUUUAGUGGACUGAAGCUUCCUCUCCUUCCUUCCCUCCAAGAACCCAUAAAGUUCAAAAAUGUUUCCAUGCAGUCCUUAGCCCCCGCAUUGGCCCCACAGCAUGAGAACGCUGGGCAUGGGGGUUGGACUCUUAGACACUAGUGCCGUGGGCUCUUGCGGGGCACCCAGGAGGAGGGCGUGUGUGGGUUGAUAGCACAAGAAUGAGAUGGUGAAUGGGGCUCUCCAGGGAAAGGAGUGAAAGAAAGAAAGACACACACACACUCUCUCUCUGUCUCUGUCUCUGUCUCUCUCUUAAAUGCUGCAGGCCUCGGACACUUCCCUCUUACCUGCCAGGUACAUUCAGUGCCAUUAUCUGUAUGUGGAAAUGGGUCGUCUUCAGCCUGUGUUCCUGCUCCAGCCCCCGGGAGCUGGAAAUGAGAGCUCCGGUAACAGGGGCUGCUGCAGGAAGACCGACUGCGGCAUGCAUUGGCCCCUCACAUACACUGCUCUAGCUCAUGGAGAUGUCUUGGCCACUGGCUGCUCUGACCUGGUGCUGCUGCUGCUGCCCCUGGGAGCUCUCAUGGGUAAUGUUCAUAGAAUCAUAGAAUCUCAGGGUUGGAAGGGACCUCAGGAGGUCAUCUAGUCCAACCCCCUGCUCAA
Mauremys reevesii (Reeves's turtle) is the source of this 4677-nucleotide messenger RNA. It is a transcript of the gene ANKS3, whose product is annotated as ankyrin repeat and sterile alpha motif domain containing 3. Gene Ontology annotation, cellular component: cilium. The record is from RefSeq and is a predicted model, not a curated record. Gene Ontology annotation, molecular function: protein binding. NCBI's taxonomy places the organism in Eukaryota, Metazoa, Chordata, Testudines, Geoemydidae. The coding region runs from base 204 to 2297 and encodes 697 amino acids. The transcript is spliced from 19 exons.